GUGCUUGUCUGACAGCCGGUCCGCGCGGUUUCACAACAUGUUUUCGUAACCGAGUCUCUUUUUAAAAUUUGUAACAAAAAUCUCGCGUUUCUUUCGUGAAAACUAACCAAAAGUAGCGAAAAAUGUUAGCCCACUUGAGGUUUCUAAAUUCCUGUGGGAAAAGUGCAAAAUACGUGCUUGGUUCGGUGAAUUCACUCAACGCUGGAGCGUCAAAUCUCCGUCGGUUAAGUUCCGGAUUGGAAUCACCCGAGGUGGACAUCUCGCUCAGCACAGGUCGCGUAGUUCGCAUUUCGUCCGGUAAGUACGCGCGCUUCGCCGAUGGAUGUUCCGUCGUGACGGUCGGGGACACGGCCGUGAUGGUGACGGCGGUGGCCCGGCAGAAGCCGGGGGGCGGUGGGUCAAACGCUUCAUUUUUGCCACUGGUGGUGGACUACCGACAGAAGGCGGCCGCGGCCGGUCGAAUUCCCACAAAUUUCUUGCGCAGAGAGAUGGGCCCGUCGGAGAAGGAAAUUCUGGCGGCGCGAUUGGUGGACCGCUCGAUGCGGCCACUUUUCCCAGCGGAGUUUAGGUGCGACACGCAGCUGGUGUGCAACAUGCUGGCCAUCGAUUCGAGCAAUCUGCCGGAUGUGCAGGCGAUAAAUGCGGCUUCGGCGGCGCUCAGUUUGAGCGACAUUCCGUGGAACGGUCCGGUGGGGGCGGUUCGAGUUGGGUUGGUGGACAACGAGAUAAUAAUUAAUCCGACGCGGAAGGAGCUGCAGCUUUCAGCGUUAGAUUUGGUCGUUUCGGCUACGAAACAGAACCUGGUGGUGAUGUUGGAAGGUCGGGGCAACAUUGUGAAUGAAAAUGAGCUGCGGAUGGCGAUUAAGAAGGGCACGCAGGAGGCGCAGCUGAUCAUCAAUGGGAUCGAGAAGCUGCAGAAAAGCCACGGUAAGCCAAAACGGGCGUUGGAACCGUUACCGCAGGCCGAUGAGGAGAUUGAGGCGGCUGUGAGGACGAUGUCCGAGAUGCGGUUGAGGGAGAUUUUCCGAGAUUUCUCGCACGACAAGUUUAGUCGGGACCAGGCGGUUAGUAAGACCCGAACGGACACGAUCGAUAAGGUUUGGUCGAGUUAUCCUAGUGUAGAUCCGGGGUUGAUAGGGGAAUGCUUCAACAAGUUCACGAAGAGUGUCUUCCGGGAGAUGGUUUUCGAGGAGAAUCGACGCUGCGAUGGUCGGUACUUGGACGACUUAAGGAAAAUAUCAUCCAGCGUAAACAUGCACAAACCACUGCACGGUUCGGCGUUGUUCCAGCGAGGACAGACGCAGGUUUUCGCGACAGUUGCGUUGGAUUCGCAGGAAAGCGCCCUUAAACUGGAUCCCAUCACAUCUCUGGACAUGGGCGUCAAAUCGAAGAACUUUUUCCUGCACUACGAGUUCCCACCGUACGCGACUGGUGAAACGGGCAAGAUUGGUCCCGUAGGACGGCGAGAAAUCGGUCACGGCGCCCUGGCCGAGAAGGGCUUACUGCCAAUCAUUCCAAACGACAAUCCGUUCACAAUUCGCCUAACCGCAGAAGUACUUGAAUCCAACGGAUCCAGUUCGAUGGCCACCGUUUGCGCGGGCUCCAUGGCCCUCAUGGACGCCGGCAUCCCCGUUCAAGAAGCAGCCGCCGGAGUGGCCAUCGGCCUAAUGACCAAAUACGAAAACAACGACACCAAACACCUUCAAGACUACCGAAUACUAACCGACCUGCUCGGCAUUGAAGACUACCUCGGCGACAUGGACAUGAAGGUCGCAGGAACCCGCCGCGGAAUGACCGCCAUCCAGGCAGACAUCAAAGUCCCCGGAAUACCGCUCAAAGUCGUCAUGGAGUCCCUCCAGAAAGCGAUGGAAGCGCGCUUCAAAAUCCUCGACCUCAUGAACGAGUCCAUUAGCACCGUUCGCACCCUGAAAAAAGACUGCUGGCCCGUCACGGACAAACUCCAGAUCGAGCCCCACCAGCGAUCGAAGCUGCUCGGCCCCGGGGGAAUCAACAUCCGACGGCUCUAUCUGGAAACCGGCGUCCAGCUCAGCCAGGAAGACGAAAACCAGUUCCGGAUAUUUGCCCCCUCGGAGGCGGCCAUGCACGAGGCGAAAGAGUACCUGGAAACGCUGAUGAAGACGGAAAAGGUGCCGGAUCUGGAGUUUGGCGCAAUUUACACGGCGAAAAUCGUCGAGAUGAAGGACACCGGCGUGAUGGUGACGCUGUACCCGUCGAUGCCGCCGGCGUUGCUGCACAAUUCGCAGCUCGAUCAGCGAAAGAUCGCACACCCGUCGGUACUAGGCUUCGAGGUGGGCUCGGAAAUUCAAGUCAAGUACUUUGGCCGCGAUCCGGUGUCCGGGUUUAUGCGCCUCUCGCGCAAAGUUCUCCAAGGUCCUGCCUCCUCCCCGGUCCGCAAUCUUGACCGCUCUUCUUCCAACGGCAAUGGAAGCUCGCACGAUGUGAAGUCCUCGUAGGGUAAUUUCACAGAAAUAAAAAAGACUCUAGAAGUGUGUUCAAAAGUAGUGUUUAAUGGUGCUUAAAAACCUUUGUAAAUAAUUCACUUAAAAAUACAAUCGUAAGACAAAC
Messenger RNA from Culex pipiens pallens (northern house mosquito), 2586 nucleotides. It is a transcript of the gene PNPase, whose product is annotated as polyribonucleotide nucleotidyltransferase 1, mitochondrial. The transcript has 3 exons. Gene Ontology annotation, molecular function: RNA binding; 3'-5'-RNA exonuclease activity; polyribonucleotide nucleotidyltransferase activity. Bases 123 to 2474 code for a protein of 783 amino acids. NCBI's taxonomy places the organism in Eukaryota, Metazoa, Arthropoda, Insecta, Diptera, Culicidae. Gene Ontology annotation, biological process: mitochondrial RNA 3'-end processing; mitochondrial mRNA catabolic process. Gene Ontology annotation, cellular component: mitochondrion; cytosol. The record is from RefSeq and is a predicted model, not a curated record.